Balaenoptera acutorostrata (minke whale) is the source of this 2116-nucleotide messenger RNA. RefSeq names its product receptor interacting serine/threonine kinase 2 (gene RIPK2). Gene Ontology annotation, cellular component: cytoplasm. The coding region runs from base 48 to 1658 and encodes 536 amino acids. The record is from RefSeq and is a predicted model, not a curated record. Gene Ontology annotation, biological process: positive regulation of canonical NF-kappaB signal transduction; innate immune response; protein phosphorylation. The transcript is spliced from 11 exons. Gene Ontology annotation, molecular function: JUN kinase kinase kinase activity; ATP binding. NCBI's taxonomy places the organism in Eukaryota, Metazoa, Chordata, Mammalia, Artiodactyla, Balaenopteridae.
CUUCCGGAAUCGACCGGCUUGCCUGAGUGCCCGCGCCACCCGCUACCAUGAACGAGGAGGCCAUCUGCAGCGCCCUGCCCACCAUCCCGUACCACAAGCUCGCCGACUUGCGCUACCUGAGCCGCGGCGCGUCCGGCACCGUGUCUUCUGCCCGCCACGCAGACUGGCGCGUUCAGGUGGCCGUGAAACACCUGCACAUUCACACCCCGCUGCUCGACAGUGAAAGAAAUGAUGUCUUAAGAGAAGCUGAAAUUUUACACAAAGCUAGAUUUAGUUACAUUCUUCCAAUUUUGGGAAUUUGCAAUGAGCCUGAAUUUUUGGGAAUAGUUACUGAAUACAUGCCAAAUGGGUCAUUAAAUGAACUCCUACAUAGGAAAAAUGAAUAUCCUGAUGUUCCUUGGCCAUUAAGAUUUCGUAUUCUGCAAGAAAUUGCACUAGGUGUAAAUUACCUGCACAAUAUGAAUCCUCCUCUACUUCAUCAUGACCUGAAGACUCAGAAUAUCUUAUUGGAUAAUGAAUUUCAUGUUAAGAUUGCAGAUUUUGGUUUAUCAAAAUGGCGCAUGAUGUCCCUCUCACAAUCACGAAAUAGUAAAUCUGCACCAGAAGGAGGGACAAUUAUCUAUAUGCCACCUGAAAACUAUGAACCUGGACAAAAAUCAAGGGCUACUAUCAAGCAUGAUAUAUAUAGCUAUGCAGUUAUCACAUGGGAAGUCUUAUCUAGAAAACAGCCUUUUGAAGAAGUCACCAAUCCUUUGCAGAUUAUGUAUAGUGUGUCACAAGGACAUCGACCUGACACUAAUGAAGAAAGUUUGCCAUUUGAUAUACCUCAUCGAGCACUUAUGAUCUCUCUAAUAGAAAGUGGAUGGGCGCAAAAUCCAGAUGAAAGACCGUCUUUCUUAAAAUGUUUAAUAGAACUUGAACCAGUUCUGAAAACAUUUGAAGAGAUAACUUUUCUUGAAGCUGUUAUUCAACUAAAGAAAACAAAGAGUGCUUCAAGUACCAUUCACUUAUGUGACAAGAAGAAAAUGGAGUUAUCUCCGAACAUACCUGUAAAUUAUGGUCCGCAGGAGGAAUCAUGUGGAUCCUCUCAGCUCCAUAAAACUAGUGUUUCUCCUGGAACUUCAAGGUCCCUGUCAGCUCCUCAAGACAAUGAUUUUUUAUCUAGAAAAACUCAAGACUUUUCUGUGAUGCAUCAAUGUCCAGUAAAUCACAGUUGUGACAGUAACAUUUCUGUGGCUCAAAGAGCAACAUUCUGUGAUCACAGGGCUGCUCCAUGCUCUUUAGCAAUAAUAAAUCCACUCUCAGCUGAGGGAAAUUCAGAGCGAUUUCAGCCUGGUAUAACCCAACAGUGGAUCCAGAGUAAAAGGGAAGAUAUUGUGAACCAAAUGACUGAAGCCUGCCUUAAUCAAUCUCUAGAUGCCCUCCUGUCCAGGGAUUUGAUCAUGAAGGAGGACUAUGAACUCAUUAGUACCAAACCUACAAGGACCUCAAAAGUCAGACAAUUAUUGGAUACUAGUGACAUCCAAGGAGAAGAAUUUGCCAAAGUUAUAGUACAAAAAUUGAAAGAUAACAAGCAAAUGGGUCUUCAGCCUUACCCAGAAAUACUUGUGGUUUCUCAAUCUCCAUCUUUAAAUUUAUUUCACAAUAAAAGCCUAUAAGUAACUCUUUUUCAAGAAGAAAAGUCAGUGCAUAAAAGGGUAUUUUAUAUUUCUUUUGCCUUGAUAAUGUUGUUUUUAUGAGAUUCAUAUGAAUAUUAGAAACUUUAAUGAAAUUUCUUCUUCAGAUAAAUAUUAGUCUCCUUCCAAGACAUUAUAGUAUUUUUAAAAUUAAUACAGUAGAAAGUUUGAUUUUUGCUGCAUAGUUCAAUUCUUUUUGUCUCUGGUUAAUUGAUGCUAUUUUUUCAAUGUAAUAAUUAUAUUUUUAUUGUACAAAACAGUGUCUUCAGGUUUCAUGUGUUUCUCAUGGAAACCAUUUUCACAUAUACUUUCUUUGUGGAUUAUUUAUUGUUUAAGAUGCUUGACUUUCUGAAGACUUAAAGAAACUUUUAAAUGUUAUUUAUUGAGUUCUUUAGAAAAUUGUUUCAAAGAUAAGGAAUGCAAAGUGUAUAAAGAAAAAA